CAUAAAAUACAAUAACAAUUCAAGUAGCAAUCGUAGCAAUUAAAUUUAUCAAAAAUAUUAUUUACAAAAAUUAUAAAUAUAUAUAAAAGAAAACUAACAAAGUAGAGAUAAAAAUGAAGAAAUCACCACGCAAAAAGAAAUGUAUUUGUAAUACAGUUGCUAUUCUCAAACAAAUUACAGGACAACCUAAACCUUUGGACGAUACUGAACUGAAUAAAAUCCGCUUAAACUUAUUUACGGAAAGAAAUUCAGAUGGAACGGGCUAUUUGGUUUUAAGAGGCAAAGAUAUAUUCGAUAGAUACAAACGACGUAUUACAGAUGCAGAUAUAAGAGCAAUAUGUUUGUAUUUAAAAGAAGAACCGAAAAGAAUCACCAGGCUAGACCUCAGCUACAACAACAUAACGGAUGUAGGAUUCUUCAAACUAUUGAAAGAGAUUCUUGUAAAAGGUCGAUCGAGUGUGAUAAACUUAAAUAUAAUGAACAAUAACUUAACGGAAGCAUCAGUUUUGAAUUUAGCAAAAUACGCGCAGUUUUUAAAGCUAAAAUAUCUGAGAUUGAAUGGUAACGACUUUGGAGUAAACGGAGCUGAAUAUUUUGCAGACUUCUUAAAAAAGAAUGACACUCUUCAAUAUUGUGAUAUCGGUGAAACUAAUCUGACUUUAACAGGUGUAACGCAUAUUGUAGCAGCUUUGCGAUGUGAUAAUGAAGGCAAUGACACUUUAAAAGUGUUAGACCUAAGCCGAAUAAUACCUUUAUUUAAUCGCUACUCAUACGAAACUAAAUGGUUAGCGUAUCACAUAGAAUUUUUAAUCGAAAGGAAUUCUACAAUAAUCGAGCUUCAUUUGCAGAAAAAUCAAUUUAUAGGUCAUGAUGUGGAAUAUUUUGUCAGAGGUCUUCGAAGGAACGAUACUUUGCUAUAUUUGGACCUAGGUUACAACAGAAUCGGUGAAUACGGCGCUCAAUUACUUGGCAAAUAUUUGGCCGAAAAACCUCCAUUAAUUUUUUUGAAUGUAGCAGGAAAUGGUAUAAAAGAUACGGGAGCGAGAGCGUUAAGUUUUGGACUUCCGUAUUCGAAAAUUCGAGCUUUGGACGUAGGUUAUAAUAAAAUAACUGAUGAUGGUAUUUUAGAUCUCUUGAAUACGUUGAAGAAAUAUUACUUUAUGCGCUUCUUGAAUAUAUGGGGGAAUACUAUAACUCAUGUUAGUUGUGUAGUUAUUGAGAGAAUGUUGAUGAGCGGCGCAUUGUUCCAACACACAAUAGAUGUUAAAGUGUAUGAAGUAGACAAUGUUCUUCAUGCAGCGUACUACCCAAAUCCGGCGAACAGAAAUAAACACUUGUACUACGAUGAACUGGACUAUGGAUGCGCUCAGCCGAUUUAUCAUAUAAAGAGAAAUGUGAUACCAGAGAAAAAAAAUGUUAAGGUUGAUUGUAAACAACGACACAGGCUGGAUAAAACUGAUAAAAAUAAUUUCUAAGG
Maniola jurtina (meadow brown) is the source of this 1477-nucleotide messenger RNA. RefSeq names its product leucine-rich repeat-containing protein 34-like. NCBI's taxonomy places the organism in Eukaryota, Metazoa, Arthropoda, Insecta, Lepidoptera, Nymphalidae. Gene Ontology annotation, molecular function: protein binding. The transcript has a single exon. The coding region runs from base 114 to 1475 and encodes 453 amino acids. The record is from RefSeq and is a predicted model, not a curated record.